AUAACGUCAAGAAUAUCAAAACUAUGUUAUGGGUUGAAUAUGGAAUUUAUUGAUCCGCCCAAAAUUUCCCAAAAGGUCGUGAGCGGGAUGUUUCAGGGAAUCUCCACUGUUGAGUUGGACAACCUUGCAGCAGAAACGGCCGCUUAUUUGACAUGUAACCAUCCGGAUUAUGCUAUACUGGCAGCUAGAAUAGCAAUCUCUAAUUUACAUAAGGAGACGAAAAAACAAUUUAGCGCAGUAAUUCGAGACCUCUACAACCACACCCACCCUGCUCGCAAAAUACGCGCUCCCUUAAUAUCACAGGAGACCUUCGACAUUGUCAUGGAGAACGCCGAGCGCCUUAAUUCCGCAAUAAUAUACGACAGAGAUUAUAGCUACAAUUAUUUUGGGGUUGUGGAAAGACCGCAACAUAUGCUUAUGCGCGUAGCAAUUGGUAUUCAUGGGCGCAAUAUUGAUGCUGCGAUCGAAACGUAUAAUCUCAUGUCAGAGAAAUACUUUACACAUGCGAGUCCUACUCUUUUUAAUGCUGGAACGCCGCGUCCCCAGAUGUCAAGUUGUUUCUUGGUACAGAUGAAGGAAGACAGUAUCGAAGGAAUUUACGAUACUUUGGCAACAUGUGCUUUAAUCUCAAAAGCUGCCGGUGGCGUAGGCAUCAGCGUUACGAAGAUUCGCUCAUCCGGUUCAUAUAUAGCAGGAACUGGUGGUUAUUCGAAUGGACUUGUUCCCAUGCUUAGAGUAUUCAAUGACACCGCGCGCUUUGUCAAUCAAGGUGGUGGAAAACGGAACGGAAGCUUUGCGAUUUAUCUUGAACCGUGGCAUGCGGAUAUAUUCGAAUUCCUUGACUUGAGGAAGAACGUUGGCAAAGAAGAAAUUCGAGCGCGGGAUUUGUUUCUCGGUCUUUGGGUGCCCGAUCUCUUUAUGAAGCGAGUUGAGAAGAAAGAAGAUUGGGCAUUAUUCUGCCCUGCCGAAUGUACUGGCCUAGACGCAGUGCACGGAGAGGCAUUUGAAGAAUUAUACACUAAAUACGAGAAGGAAGGCAAAGCACGUAAAACCAUAUCAGCUUUGAAAUUAUGGUAUGCUAUUGUUGAUGCCCAAAUCGAAACUGGAAUGCCGUAUAUGUUAUAUAAAGAUACUUGUAAUUCUAAAUCCAAUCAGAAGAAUCUUGGAACUAUUACCUGUUCUAAUUUAUGUACCGAGAUUAUUGAAUAUACUGCACCAGAUGAAGUAGCAGUGUGCAACCUGGCAUCCAUUAGUCUGCCAAAAUUUGUUGACACAAAAGCGAAAACAUUUGAUUUCAAUAAGUUGCAUGAGAUAGCCAAAGCUGUAAUCAAGAAUCUAAACAAGAUAAUUGACCAGAACUAUUACCCAGUUCCGGAAGCAGAAAAGAGCAACAAGAAACAUCGACCAGUUGGACUCGGAAUUCAAGGCCUUGCUGAUGCUUUAAUACUUCUACGAUACCCGUGGGAAUCCGAGGAAGCACGUCAGCUAAAUUAUGACAUAUUUGAGACCAUGUAUCAUGCUGCUCUUGAAUCCUCCUGUGAAAUUGCAGCUAUAGAAGGACCUUAUUCCACAUAUGAAGGUUCGCCUAUAAGUCAAGGGAUUCUUCAUUAUGAAAUGUAUGGGAUCCAACCUUCCGAUCGAUGGAACUGGUUAGAGCUCAAAGAGAAGAUUAAGAAGCAUGGUGUACGGAAUUCCCUGUUGAUUGCUCCAAUGCCAACAGCCUCAACUAGUCAGAUUAUGGGCAACAACGAGUGUUUUGAACCGUAUACAAGCAAUAUAUAUCAAAGGCGUGUUUUGAGUGGAGAAUUCCAAGUUGUCAAUUACCAUUUGUUAAAAGAUCUAACGGAAAUGGGCGUAUGGGAUGAGAAAAUGAAGAAUGAGAUAAUUGCUGCGAACGGAUCGAUACAAGGCAUUGCCGGAUUAGAUGACAGUCUGAAACAAUUAUAUAAAACCAUCUGGGAGAUUCCGCAGAAAGUAUUAAUUAAUCUUGCAGCUGAUAGAGCCCCGUUCAUCGACCAGUCACAGUCGCUCAACGUGUUUCUUGCUGAACCUACGAUAGCGAAAAUUUCAUCGAUGCAUUUCCACGCGUGGAGAAAGGGUCUUAAAACGGGGAUGUAUUAUCUACGUUCAAGACCAGCUGUUGAUGCUAUCAAAUUUACAGUAGAUCAAGUGUCAUUGGCUAAGAGUAAAAUCAAUGGCAAUUCGACGAAAGAGGACAAGCCUCUAGAGGAAGAUAGCGAGAAGCAAAAAAUGGCGCUCAUAUGCUCGCUAGAAAAUCGUGAAGCGUGUGUUAUGUGUAGUGGAUAA
Molecule: messenger RNA, 2307 nt
Organism: Paraglomus occultum
Lineage: Eukaryota; Fungi; Glomeromycota; Glomeromycetes; Paraglomerales; Paraglomeraceae
Source: the annotation of a GenBank genome assembly